AGAGAAGAGGAGAAAGGCUGACGUCAUGAUGGAGGUGGGAUGGCUUUAUGUGUGAGUGUGAGAGUGGAGAAGGGAAGAGAAGAAGAAAGGAGACUCCAGUGAAUGAGCUGCACCGGGAAGACAUUCAAAACAAAGGAGGAGGAGAAGAAGGAAGAGGACAUCAGCUUCUUCACUUCUGCGAGCUGCUAGAUCUCUCCACGGUGACUUCAAGUGUGCCUUUCAGAUGGUACCAUGGCUGAGGGAAGCUGCUUCGGUGCGAUGUAGCUGUUUGGGAUGACCAGAGCCGGACCUUGCCUCAAAGAAGAAAGAAUCGUGAGAGGAGGGAAAACAUCUGCUCAGAGAAGAUAAGAUCAGAGCCGUACCUUUCUCUUUGUAAGGAAAGGAAUUUAAACUCCCCAGUAUCAGUGCUCUGUCACUUUUAAAGGGCUUUUAUUUUUUUUAUCAUUGGUUGUUGCCAUCUCAGAAAGCGUUAACACCAUGUGCCAUGUUAUCGUAACAUGCCGCUCCAUGCUCUGGACGCUGCUCAGCAUCGUGGUGGCCUUCGCUGAGCUCAUUGCCUUCAUGAGCCCCGACUGGCUGCUGGGAUUCCCUCGGUCCGACUCCAGGUCAAACGGGGCGGGCGUGGACUCCGGGGAGUACCGGCCGUCUCUCGGCCUCUACAGCCGCUGCCUUCGCGUCGGGGCCAGGGGAGUCGGGGUGAGCUGCGGGCCCUACGCCGGGUCGUUCGGAGAGGUGGCCAGCGGCUUCUGGCAGGCGGCCAUGUUGUUUCUGGCAGCAGGGAUGUUGGUGCUGGGAGGAGUGGCCUGUAUCUCAAUCUUCAGCCUGUGCUUCCAGAGCAUCCUGAGGAAGAGCAUAUUCAACAUCUGUGGACUGCUCCAGGCUAUCGCAGGCCUGUUGCUGAUGGUAGGCCUCAUGCUGUACCCUGCCGGUUGGGGUUCAGAGAAGGUGAUCAGCUACUGCGGCGCCGAGGCCUUGCCCUUUAGGCCGGCUAUGUGCUCGCUCGGCUGGGCGUUCUACGCAGCCAUAGGAGGAACGCUGGGGUCCUUCCUGUGCGCCGUCUUGUCCGCCCAGGCUGAGAUCGCCACCUCCAGCGAUAAAGUUCAGGAGGAGAUUGAAGAGGGGAAGAGUCUGAUCUGUCUGCUCUGAGCCGUCACAAAAACCUCCUUGGUGUCAUUUCUCUUAUAUGGACAACAGACAUUCCUCUGGGGGGUUUGCUUCACGAUAGCCUGGAUAAAAUCAGUGAUUGUUGAAAAGAUAGAAGCCCUCCCAAAUGUGCCGAAGCCUACCUGAUGAUAACAUGAAAAAAAUAUUCUACAGCUUCAGGUUAAACUAGCCAAAAGGGCUCUGGUACAGCAGCAGGCUGAGGAACAUUUUUAGACCAAGAUACUGUUUAUUUUUGUAAUAAUCUUUGCCUUAAACAAACCACUGUGCUGGAAUAGCAGAUUAGUUAGAGAAAUUGGUAGUGGAUGUGUCGUUAGUGUUAUUGUGGACAGGUUAAACACUGCCAGUCAGACAGUGUGUAGGCCCAUUAUAAUGUUCAUUCACACGGUUCACCUGCAAACCUCAACAAACCACUGAAUACUAGCAGAUGUGUCCACUAAACUCCCAACAACAGCUUGCAUAUGUGGGCAAGUGUGUGUGUGUGUGUGUGACAUGAACUGCUCUGAUUGUAUUUGUAGUUGCUACCUUGGUAGUGGCUAAUUGGGAUCCGCAUAAAUAAAUAAAUGGCACAGCAGGACAGUAAGACUCUCUAGCUAGCUUCACAUGUGCCACUUAAGGGAUUGUUCACUUUAAAUGGAGUUUGGCCUGUUAAACGGAUUGUUUGUGGGCCUCUCGCAGCGUAUGAACUGGCAGAGUGUGUGAACAGAACAGAAAAGGAACAGAGACUCGCCAUAUGUUUCACUGUGGUAAAAUUUCAUGAGGGGAUGUUUGCUCACAGCGAGAUAAAUCAGGCUGCACCAGAGCUUAUCAUAGGUUCCCGACACGCUUGGCAGACAAGAUCCGGCUUUGUAAAGAUGUCCCAGACACACAAAAAAGUGGGUAAAAAUUCAAAAAGCCUUUUGUUGAGCUUUUGCUAGAUGAUUGCAAAAUGUUUCAUCAGUGUUGCCCUCUUUGUUUGUUUGGUACUUUUUGGAGAUCACCUGAUAUUGUGUGUUUUGCACUCCUUUCACAUUGCUUCAUAUUUUCCCAACUGUGCUUCAUUUAAGUUGCUGUAAAUUGCUUUUAUUCAUUGUAGAUGACAUGUGCAAUAAUUCAGCUAUGGUGCGUUUGCUGUGAGAGUGAGUGGACCGAGAGGAUUUCUAUAGGCUGUCUGUGCGUAAAUUAAUAUGUUGACCGUCCGCUGUUUUUGUUACAUUAACAAAAGAGUAACAGCAUCCGUGGCACAUUGUAUGAUGCUGUGUGUAUGAGAGGUCGACGUGUGAGGAAAGAUACAGUCUGUACUCAAAUAAACCAGGCCUUCUUUAGUCAUUCUAUCUGUGUGAAGUAUGUAAAACCUUUCUUUUACUCGGGUAAGUUCCCUCUUUCAUGUUUCUUUCCUGUUAAAACCAAACUUCCUGAGGAAACAGUGACACCUAGAGAUGGAGAGUAGACAAUGCAGAACAGUAGAUUGCUUUCCAACCAAGCUUGCAAGAUAAAUUUGAAGGGUUUUAUUAAAUACUGCCAUGUUUCACUUUGUCAAUCCUCUUAAACCUGUUUAAAUAUAAGAGUUCGAACAUCCUCACCACUCCUUUAUGUACGUAAACUGUGACAUGGGGUCAUGAGUAGACAUUGCUUCAUUUUAAAUCUUUACCAGGCUGGGAACCAUGGUCUUAUACCACUGAUCCUAAACAAAUAAAAACUUUGGUUGAAGUACUUAAAAGUUAUAUAACUUUCUGAAAACAAGUCAGCCAAUAUUUCUUUCAAAUUUUAUUUCAUGUUAAUACCAUAAAUAUACAAAACUCAAACUAUUUCACAUGCAACAUAGGCCAGACAAGAGUGCAUUACGUUUUCUUUUUACAUGUGAUUGAUAAUGGGGAUCAAAUUUUCAACUUUACAAAAUAUACAAGUGUCCCUUUUUUGAACGAGUUUCUUCUCUGAUUCAGUGAAAUAACAUGGUCACAGGUCAAAAACACAGUUUUGUGUCAGCAAACUUCAAAUACACCGUUCUGUACUGCGGACCAGCUCGCCAAAUACAUCUAUAAAUGACCCACUGUGGCUUCGUAUAACAACGGUUUAAAACUAUAGGUACACGGGAAUUAUGUGGGUGUUUGUAGCAAAGAAAACGGGGAUCAAUAUGUUAAAAGUAAACUAUGGCAAAGGGAGCACAUCACAAACCAUGAUUUUAAAAACAAAUCUAUAUGGACAUUUGGUAGAUUUCUCACAGCUUUUCAGGACAUAGAAUAACACUUGAGGGAGAUAUUUUUUUUUGCCUUUCAUACCAAUCCUGCACUCAUCCUCAUCCAUACAAGCACACCUCUUGCGGGGUCAAGUUGCAAAGUCAUUGAACACUUUAAAAUCUAGCUUAUGCUAUGAUC
This is a messenger RNA of Sebastes umbrosus (honeycomb rockfish), 3515 nucleotides long. RefSeq names its product LHFPL tetraspan subfamily member 2a protein-like. The transcript is spliced from 3 exons. The coding region runs from base 478 to 1146 and encodes 222 amino acids. Gene Ontology annotation, cellular component: membrane. Lineage: Eukaryota; Metazoa; Chordata; Actinopteri; Perciformes; Sebastidae. The record is from RefSeq and is a predicted model, not a curated record.